AUGGUUUUAUGUCACAGUAGCAGGCAGACUACUGAGAAUAACUGUAUUGAUAGUUAUUCAUAUGAUACUGUUGAUUAUGUUGAUAAUAAUGGUAACGAUGUAGUCACUGAUACUGGUGAACAUGUGUUCAGACCAAAUUACAUUGUUUACACUGGUGAAACAUGUGUCUUCCUUGGAUUAGUAUAUGCCUCUGGUGUUGGAGCAAUAGUUGUAUCACCUAGUGAGGAGCAAGCAUUGUCAACACAGAAGGUUUUGCAUUCCUUUGUAUGUGACCUUCGCAUCCGCGCAAGAUUGAUGACGGCAGGGGGAAGGAUGGGCAUCCCAUAUAAUCAUUAUGCUUUGAACAUCAUAGUGGGUACACCUGAACAGCUGCUGGAAGUUCUCCCAUUCAGACAAUUCAAAAUGCAGUUUUUAGUCCUGGACGACCCAGAUUCCAUAUCUGGUAUCGGAGCUUCAAGGAUGCUGAAGCAGGUCUUAAAUGUGAUACCAGAACCCAAGCAGACCUUGCUGUUCAGUUCAUCCAGCAGCGCCACCUUGAGUUCCAUCGCAAACUUUGCACUGAAAGCCAAUCCUGUGGAAAAUAUCCCUAGCGACUGGCAGAUGAUGGAUCAGGACGAACCUGGCCAAAAGCAGCAAGAAGUGACAAGGCCUGACCAGGUGCCUAAUAGCCUCGAGCAAGUGUACAUUGUGUGUCCGACAGACAAAAAGUUUCAAGUCUUGUUCUCCAUCACUUUGAAAAACAGAAGAAGGAAGGUUAUGGUUUUCAUGAGAGACGACAAAGAAGUUGAAUUUUAUGGCUAUCUGUUCUUCAAGCUCGGGUUGCCGGUUCUCUAUUUACGCGAAUCACAAGAUGAAUAUAAACAAAAGAAAAGUAUAUUCAUGUUCAAGAAUACCAAAUUUGGGAUCAUGUUGUGCACUACUAAUAUCAUCAAAGGACACUGCUUUUCCAGAGUGGAUUUAGUCAUACAGUAUGACCCUCCCAACACCGUCAGUGAGUACUGUGAGCGCAUUGGCAGAGUUAGCCGAGCACCGGAUAGCUCAGCCUUAAUGUUGAUGAUGAAGGAGGAGAAGAAGUUUGUUAAAAACCUGAAAAAACAAAACAUAAAGAUGAACAAAAUCAAGGUGACUUGCCUCGCUGUUGAAGAUAUUCAGCAAAAGAUUAUUCAGUUGAUGAAAGAGAAUGAAGUGUUGCAGGAAAAGGCAAUGGAUGCAGUGCCUGAUUAUAUUAAGGCAUCAGAAGAAUUUCUCUCUAACUCCCUGAAAAAUCCACAAAAAUUAGACCGAGCCAAGAUCUUUAUGAGCUUUGGUUUGAAGGCCACUAUGCGUGCACAGUUACUGAAAAAGAAGAAAGAAGAAGAGGAAGAAAAAGCCAGAGAGGAACAAGAAGGAAGAUCAGACAAUAGGGGCGAGGGUCAGUCAGGAGUUGAUGGAAGAGGUGGUAGGGGAGGAGGAAACACAAAUUUGGGUAGAGGGUUUGGGAAAGGAAUUAGACGAUUCGACUAUGGCGAAGAAGGUGGCAAGGCAGUGAGACGAUUCGACUACGGCAAAGGGGGCGGUAAGGGAGGGGAACGACCGGAAUUUCGCAGAGGGGGUGGUAGCAGAGGUGGACGACCAGGUUUUGGCAGUAGGGGCGGGAGAGGAAGAGGUGGACGACCAGACUUCGGGAGUAAGGGGGGUCGGGGAGGCAAACGACCAGAUUUUGGCAAGGGGGGCAGUAGAGGAGGUGGUAGGGGUGGUAGGGGAGGGAAGCGACCAUCAUUUGGUGACAAGUGGUAGAACUUGUGAACAUGACAGGGAAGGAAAGAAUUCAGAGAAUAUGUACAUUUUCUUUUCCUUUCUGUAAUAUAAAAUGUUUAAUAAUUUUAA
Molecule: messenger RNA, 1866 nt
Organism: Penaeus indicus
Lineage: Eukaryota; Metazoa; Arthropoda; Malacostraca; Decapoda; Penaeidae
Product: probable ATP-dependent RNA helicase pitchoune
Exons: 10
Coding region: 1-1776 (591 amino acids)
Molecular function (GO): ATP binding; nucleic acid binding
Source: RefSeq, a predicted model, not a curated record